AUGAAGAAACUCCUCCUGAUGCUGUUGAAACACCCCCUCCGCGGCCUGAUCUUCUCAUACUCGUUUCUCGUACAGAUCCUGCUGCUGCUGCUCCGACGCGCCUUGCUCCCCCACUUCCCCGUCUAUCAAUCGCUCCGGAUCCAGGUCCAGCGGGCGUACAUGGGCUCGGCGUCGCUGACGUUUCCGGACCUGACGCACCGACUGCCCGUGGGCAAGAUGCCCGUUCGCCGGGCUCGCCAGAUCGAAGGAGGCUCCGUGCCGGCGUAUCUGAUCCCCGGGGCGAGGGACCUGGCGGAGUUCGCGGCGGCGCCAGUGAAGUCGGGACGAGGACAGCGAUGUGUGGUGAUUUACGCGCAUGGCGGGGGCUACGCGCGCGGCGAGGCGAGGAUGUACAUCAACUACAUGGAGCGGUGGAUCCGGGAGGCGUCCAGGGCGGAGCUGGACCUCGUCUUUGUGAGCGUUGAAUACCACGAGCUCAAAAAUGAUGCACAAAAAGCUGACUCCCCUGACACAGCAUUGUCCGUCAAGGAGAGCCAUCCGGCUCAGAAGAAGGCGUUCCUCGAAGUGUACAGAUACGUACUCGACCAGAACAUCCAGCCAGAGCGGAUCGUCUUCAUGGGUGACUCGGCCGGAGGUUCACUCUGCCUCCUCGCACAACUGGACCUCCGAGGCGUCGGCCUCCCACAACCCGCCGCGACGAUCCUGAUAUCCCCGUGGCUCGACAUGAACUGCAAAGUGUACCAGGGAGGAAACGGCGCCGUCGAGACCGACUACUUCAUGGUCGCCAACCACGCCGUGCCGGCCCUCGCGAAGCUCUUCGUCGGCGCCUUCCCCGCCGACUCGCCCGAGGUCAACCCUCUCCACCACGCGCCCGAGGCGCUCGACGGCCUGAGCCCGCAGCUGAUUUUUACAGGCGGGGCGGAGUUUGCGCGCUACGACUCGGAGAAGUGGGCGGAGCUGUGUCGCGCCGCGGGUGUGGAGUGCAAACUGGUCAUCGAAUGGGCGCAACUGCACAUCUACGCGGUCGGGUCAAAGUUCACGGAUCCGGCGGUGCGUAGGAAGACGGACGAUAUCAUCAUCCAGUGGAUCAAGGAGCAUGUCCGAGAGUGA
Fonsecaea nubica is the source of this 1110-nucleotide messenger RNA. RefSeq lists its product as hypothetical. Gene Ontology annotation, molecular function: hydrolase activity. The record is from RefSeq and is a predicted model, not a curated record. NCBI's taxonomy places the organism in Eukaryota, Fungi, Ascomycota, Eurotiomycetes, Chaetothyriales, Herpotrichiellaceae. The coding region runs from base 1 to 1110 and encodes 369 amino acids. The transcript is spliced from 3 exons.